AUGAGAACGAGUCCUUUCCACAAACUUAUCUUAUUGGCAAUUCUUCUUGUGCCAUUCUUGCUUGUCGGCAAUGCCGAUUCGCCUCCUACAGUAACUGUUAAUAUAACAAAUUCUUUACCUUCAAAUGAGGCGCUUAAACUUCAUUGUCGUUCAAAGGAACAUGAUUAUGGUGUAAAAGUGCUUGAAAAUGAAAAGUCUUAUGCUCUUAAGUUUGAUCCCUCCUCUGUCAAAACAACCACAGUCUCCUGCGACUUUGUUUGGGAUGAGAUCAUCCAUGGCUACCCUAUGUAUGAUUCAAGAAGAGAUACAUGCAAACAAUGCAAUUGGAUCGUAAGACACCGUGAGGCGUAUGAGGGCAUUGUUCCAUGUAUGCAAAAAGAUAAUACAGCCGCUGAGCCUCAUUGUUUUUACUGGGAAAUUUGA
This is a messenger RNA of Mangifera indica (mango), 423 nucleotides long. Its product is annotated as S-protein homolog 5-like. NCBI's taxonomy places the organism in Eukaryota, Viridiplantae, Streptophyta, Magnoliopsida, Sapindales, Anacardiaceae. The transcript has a single exon. The record is from RefSeq and is a predicted model, not a curated record. Bases 1 to 423 code for a protein of 140 amino acids.